AUGUAACACAGCAAAGUUUCGGUUCGAUUGCAUAUUGCUCAAUGUAUUCCAUAUCGCGUUUGAUGCGAACAAUAUGAACGUGGCACAGAAUUAGUCAUUAUGAUAUCUACCAUCAGUAUGUUUCUGUUGGGAAUUUCCAUCAUCUACUGCCUAAAACUGGUGACGUCAUUUGAGGGUUUGACUGGAAAACAGUUGGCUAGAAUAAGGACACUGAAAGACCAUACCGGCUGCCGUGACACCUACUACGAGAAUGGCACAAAGGAAUAUAAAAUGCCAUGGUUCUGUGUAAGGCCGAGCGAGUGUACCAAGAAGUGGGAUCUGCUCAUACCGCCGGCCAAGCCGAGGUACGCCCACGAGCAGACCUCUCUCUUGGACAGCAGCAACUGCAAGGACCGCUGGUUCAACAACGGAUACACAGAGUGUUGCUUCAUUGGGAAUCUGGAAGAAUUCGGCAACUUUGAUUUGGCAGACUGGCCGAAAAUGUCCUACGAUUACAAUGAGCAAUUCUGGGAAUCUACUAGAAAAGCUGUCAAUGCGAUGUACAUGGAAGAUAACCCAAGGCUAGAGGGAGAUUGGUUAUUCCACCAGCUUGAGAUCUGUGCUAUGUAUCCGGUUGGGGUGAAUAGCAACUCUACUCUUUAUACUCCACAUUUUUGUGUCGACAAACCAGCUUGUGAUGAAGCGAAGAACAAAAGUCCAGUUCAAGGGAUUAAUCAGGAGACAUUUCAAUGGUGCGAGCCGACUAAGAACCCAUAUGAUGUUCGUGUUGCAGCACCUAGGGCAAAUGGGGUGAGCUGUUGCCACCCAAACGCCAUUACAAACAGUCCAAGCAAUUCUUCAUUUGCCUUCAGGACUUUUCCUACAUAUUCUCGUUACGCUCCUGGAUUUAGAGCAGCCUUGCAAUGUGAACUAUAUUCUAAGAACGUUUGUAACGAUGUUGACGACAUGUGCCCCUACCGAAUCCUUUACAAGAACUGGACAGAAUCCGCACCAAUGGAAGCAUACCAUCAGGCAAUGAUUGGAAUUAAAAAACCUCGGGUACAGGUAUUCUUCUGCCAAGGCGCCCUCGUCAGUCGCCAGUUCAUUUUGUCUGCAGCCUACUGCGGGGAAUAUGAUUAUACGAAAGCCAACUUGGUGCUGUUGGGAGACUACGAUACCCGUGACGUCGGGGAGCCAUUCUCAGACGAGUUGAUCACCUACAUAGUAGAACACAUGGACCUUCCUCCUGGACCGAGAAAAUUCGUCCAUUUAGAUACCGACUUCUACCACUCUGACAUCAUGCUGUUCAAACUGUGGCGAACGAUCACGUUUUCUGCGUUCAGACGCCCUGCCUGCAUCGUUCACGAGAGCCAUGGUCUCGAGUGGCCGAAAUGGAUCACGGGCACAUAUGGCCUGUUCACGGGUUACGCGAGUCCAUUUGGAGAUGAGGGCUGGAGCAAUAACGUUAAGAAGUUUAUAUUAGAAGAAGUUUUAUACCACAAUAAGCUUUGCAUUGGAUACUAUGGAGUAAAUGACUCAAGGCCAUUUCCGAUGAAUGAAUCAGUAAUAGGCGAGUUUUGUGCCACUGUGCCGAAUUCCAAGUUCCAGAAAGAAUAUGACUUACAGUAUCCUUCACAAUAUGAGCGCUGGGGUCCCUGCAAAUUUGACACGGGUGGAGCAUUUACUUAUCUAAUGACAGUUCCGUACUGCCAACUCGUUGUCACUGGGAUAUUAAGUCAACCACCCCUGCACUGCACCUCUCAGAGACCACAUCUCUUCCGGCGGAUUCUUAGUAACGUUUUGUGGAUUGAGAGGAUAAUAUACAAGGAUGACUUUGAUAUCUUUGGGUUCGACAUGUCUUGGCCCACCUGUGACCGCCACAACUGGCAGUUCAUAUACAUGACGUUCAUGAAUAGAAAGAAUAAUCAAUGGACCGUUAAAUAAUUGUUUCGAUCAUGUUAGUACUGAAAUAUGUUUGUAAUAAUUGAGUUUAUCGUUUUUAAAUAAAUCUUUCAAUACUUUA
Messenger RNA from Homalodisca vitripennis (glassy-winged sharpshooter), 2002 nucleotides. RefSeq lists its product as uncharacterized. Gene Ontology annotation, molecular function: serine-type endopeptidase activity. Gene Ontology annotation, biological process: proteolysis. NCBI's taxonomy places the organism in Eukaryota, Metazoa, Arthropoda, Insecta, Hemiptera, Cicadellidae. The record is from RefSeq and is a predicted model, not a curated record. The coding region runs from base 100 to 1923 and encodes 607 amino acids. The transcript has 10 exons.